Messenger RNA from Cherax quadricarinatus, 1245 nucleotides. The record is from RefSeq and is a predicted model, not a curated record. NCBI's taxonomy places the organism in Eukaryota, Metazoa, Arthropoda, Malacostraca, Decapoda, Parastacidae.
UUCUUUCAGCUAGAGAAACUGAAUGUGAGCAACAAUCGUCUACGAGCACUUCCCGGCACUCUAGUGGAGUGCCCCAGGCUCCAUGUAUUAGUUACUGGUGGGAAUGAUCUUAUCCAUCCACCUCAAGCCAUCUGUGAUACCGGCUCAGAAGCCACAUUACAGUUCCUAAGAGAGAGGCAUCUACCCACCAGUCAACAGGGUACUGCAGUGAAGAGGAGUGUAUUUACUCGAGUAAGAGGACAGCAGGUGUUGGCCAGUGUGUCUAACCCAGAGUCUGCAAGUAUGGAAUACCGUCAGGCCCAGGGAACAUCACGGACAAAUAAGCGCAGGUGCCCAUUGAUGCCACCAGUUUCUGCAAGUACCCUUAAGCCUGACCAGCUCAGAGAUAUGCUUCUUGGGUUGUUAUAUGGCAUGGCAAUUGGUGAUGCUAUGGCACUGAGCACUGAAGGAUUAAAGUUGAUGAGUGCCCUUCUUUUACGACCCGAAAAUCUCUCCUUGGACGAUAGAAUUUCUGAUUAUCUUCGUGCACAUUUUCCCCAUGACUGGUCUUCCAAUACUGAUAUUAUGUUGCUAACACUAGAGUCUUUGAUGAGAUGGGGAGGUGUUGUGGAUGAGCUGGAGCUGGCCUCACAACUUGACCAGUGGAGGAUUCAUGGGUAUGCUGACCUUGAUCCCUCACCUGGUCACCUGCUCUCUCCAUUCAUGGAAAAAGUGAUAACUAUGGAGGGCUACUCUGCCAACCCUCAUGCUGCUGCACAAGCUGUCUAUAGGCAAGUGAAAGAAGAAAUGUCAAGAGGAAUACACACUGUCAAUCCCAGUGAUAACUCCUGUCUUCCUUCUGCUCUCCUUUUAGGGGUUCCAAAUUUCUACAUGGAUCAUGAAGUUAAGAUGAAUGCAGAGAGAAUUUGCAAAGCUACACAUGCUGACCCGGUGGCACAAGCAGCUUGCAUUUUCUUAGCUCUUUUAAUAUCUUCAGUACUUCAGGUAAAAUACCAAAUUUGCCUUAUGUUUUUAUUACUGAAGAAAAAACUGCCAACUUGCCUUUGUCAAAAGGUGCUGGAGGCUCGUAGCCCUCCAACAGCAGGUGCUGAAGCUCGUAGCCCUCAAACAGCAGGUUUGCUGAAGGCUCGUACCCUCCAGCAGCAGGUGCUGGAGGCUCGUAGCCCUCCAACACCGGUGCUGGAGGCUCGUAGCCCUCAAACAGCGGGUUUGCUGGAGGCUCGUGCCCUCCAGCAGCAGGUCUGA